AUGACUGUUCAUCUAUUGUAUUUUCAUGCAAAUAGGGGGCAAGAAAACUCUAUGAAAAGAUGGUGGUUUAAUUCGAUGUUGUUUAAGAAGGAGUUCGAACGCAGGUAUGGGCUAAAUAAAUCAAUGGACAGUCUUGGUCCUAUUGAAAAUACCAAUGAAGAUCCAAAUCGAAAAGUGAAAAACAUUCAUAGUUGGAGGAAUCGUGACAAUUCUAGUUGCAGUAAUGUUGAUUAUUUAUUCGGCGUUAAAGACAUUCGGAAUUUCAUCUCUGAUGACACUUUUUUAGUUAGUGAUAGGAAUGGAGACAGUUAUUCCAUCUAUUUUGAUAUUGAAAAUCAGAUUUUUGAGAUUGACAACGAUCAUUCUUUUCUGAGUGAACUAGAAAGUUCUUUUUAUAGUUAUCGAAACUCGAAUUAUCUGAAUAAUGGAUUUAGGGGCGAAGAUCCCUACUAUAAUUCUUACAUGUAUGAUACUCAAUAUAGUUGGAAUAAUCACAUUAAUAGUUGCAUUGAUAGUUAUCUUCAGUCUCAACUCUGUAUAGAUACUUCCAUUAUAAGUGGUAGUGAGAAUUACGGUGACAGUUACAUUUAUAGGGCCAUUUGUGGUGGUGAAAGUCGAAAUAGUAGUUGUGGUGGUGAAAGUCGAAAUAGUAGUGAAAAUGAGGGUUCCAGUAGACGAACUCGCACGAAGGGCAGUGAUUUAACUAUAAGAGAAAGUUCUAAUGAUCUCGAGGUAACUCAAAAAUACAGGCAUUUGUGGGUUCAAUGCGAAAAUUGUUAUGGAUUAAAUUAUAAGAAAUUUUUGAAAUCAAAAAUGAAUAUUUGUGAACAAUGUGGAUAUCAUUUGAAAAUGAGUAGUUCAGAUAGAAUUGAACUUUUGAUCGAUCCGGGUACUUGGGAUCCUAUGGAUGAAGACAUGGUCUCUCUGGAUCCCAUUGAAUUUCAUUCGGAGGAGGAGCCUUAUAAAGAUCGUAUUGAUUCUUAUCAAAGAAAGACAGGAUUAACCGAGGCUGUUCAAACAGGCAUAGGCCAACUAAACGGCAUUCCCAUAGCAAUUGGGGUUAUGGAUUUUCAGUUUAUGGGGGGUAGUAUGGGAUCCGUAGUCGGAGAGAAAAUCACCCGUUUGAUUGAACACGCUGCCAAUCAAAUUUUACCCCUUAUUAUAGUGUGUGCUUCUGGGGGGGCGCGCAUGCAGGAAGGAAGUUUGAGCUUGAUGCAAAUGGCUAAAAUAUCGUCUGCUUUAUAUGAUUAUCAAUUAAAUAAAAAGUUAUUUUAUGUAUCAAUCCUUACAUCUCCGACAACUGGUGGAGUGACAGCUAGUUUUGGUAUGUUGGGGGAUAUCAUUAUUGCCGAACCCAAUGCCUACAUUGCAUUUGCAGGUAAAAGAGUAAUUGAACAAACAUUGAAUAAAACAGUACCCGAAGGUUCACAAGCAGCUGAAUACUUAUUCCAGAAGGGUNCCAUGAGCAGCUUCAUUUCAGGGUGGGCUAGGCUUCGCAUUGGCGAUGCAAUUGUCGCAAAUGCGACAUCGCAAUUACGAGCCUGGAGUCGCAAAUGCGACUUCUGCGUCUGGAGCUGUGGCUUUUUAUUCCGAGACUUACCCCAUUUCCCUCAUUUCCCACUUGGCCUUAGGCGACUUUUGAGAGCAUCUGAGGAGGGAUUCCAUCAUCAUCAAAGAGCCACGGGAAAAGAGCUUAGAUUUGGAAAGGAUUCAGGAUUUGUGCUUCGUAUAGAUGUGGGGUCCAAGGGAAGUGAUUCUGCAAGAUGCGAACCAGCAGAAGCGGCUAAGCCAUCGCAGAGGCGGCCACGGGUGGCCAGCCCAGAAAUUGCAGAAGCGGAACCGCAAAAGUGGUUGGCUUUCCGCAGAAGCGGCCCAGCCGGCCCAGUGGAGUUUCGCAGAAGCGGACACUUUUCCGCAGAUGAGGUGGGCGCAGGCAUAUGGCCAUCAGUCUGGCACGUAGAGUGGACUCCUCAACUUGAGACUUUCCGUUUUAUUAUAUUGCCUAACAAAGAGAAAUUUCUGGUAGGCCCUUCACAAUCAGCAUUCAUAGAGGGAAGAAACAUCUUGGAUAAUGUAAUUCUAGCUCAUGAACUAAUCAAGGGAUACAAUCAGAAAACAGUGUCACCAAGAUGCACAGUUAAGGUAGAUAUUAGAAAGGCAUAUGAUUCAGUGGACUGGAACUUCCUAAGGGCUCUUAUGCUGGAAUUUGGUAUACCUGGUAAAAUGGUCAAGCUCAUUAUGGAGUGUGUAAGCACAGUUUCAUACUCCUUAUUGAUCAAUGGAGGAUUAACACCAAAGUUUCAAGCAAAAAAAGGAUUAAGACAAGGUGACCCAAUGUCACCUUAUCUCUUUGUCUUGGUGAUGGAGUACCUGAACAGAUCCUUGAAGCAACUGAAAUCAAAUCCAGAUUUUAACUACCACCUUAAAUGUGCAAGACUGGGAAUAGUUCACAUCUGUUUUGCAGAUGACCUUGUUAAUGUGUUAUAG
Messenger RNA from Nicotiana attenuata, 2487 nucleotides. RefSeq names its product acetyl-coenzyme A carboxylase carboxyl transferase subunit beta, chloroplastic-like. Gene Ontology annotation, biological process: fatty acid biosynthetic process. The record is from RefSeq and is a predicted model, not a curated record. The transcript has 7 exons. Gene Ontology annotation, cellular component: acetyl-CoA carboxylase complex. NCBI's taxonomy places the organism in Eukaryota, Viridiplantae, Streptophyta, Magnoliopsida, Solanales, Solanaceae. Bases 1 to 2487 code for a protein of 828 amino acids. Gene Ontology annotation, molecular function: acetyl-CoA carboxylase activity.